AUGGAUCUAAGAGUGGGACGUAAGUACAGAAUCGGCAGAAAGAUCGGAAGUGGGUCCUUUGGCGACAUUUACCAUGGCACAAACCUAAUAAGCGGAGAAGAAGUGGCCAUCAAACUGGAAUCCAUCCGGUCCCGGCAUCCACAGCUGGACUACGAGUCCAGGGUGUACAAGUACCUGAGCGGCGGGAUCGGGAUCCCGUUCAUCCGGUGGUUCGGACGAGAAGGCGAGUACAACGCCAUGGUGAUCGAUCUGCUGGGCCCAUCGCUGGAAGAUUUGUUCAACUACUGUCAUCGCAAAUUCUCGUUCAAAACCGUGAUGAUGCUGGCGUUGCAGAUGAUCUGUCGCAUCCAGUACAUCCACGGCCGGUCUUUUAUCCAUCGCGACAUCAAACCGGACAAUUUUCUCAUGGGUGUGGGUCGUCGUGGAUCCACCGUGCACGUUAUCGAUUUUGGACUUUCCAAAAAAUAUCGGGAUUUUUCCACCCAUCAUCACAUCCCAUACCGUGAAAACAAAAAUUUGACAGGUACCGCCAGAUACGCUUCUGUCAACACACAUUUGGGUAUCGAACAAUCCCGCAGAGACGACCUGGAAAGUUUGGGGUACGUGCUAAUCUACUUCUGCAAGGGAUCUCUACCCUGGCAAGGUUUGAAAGCCACCACCAAACGUCAAAAAUACGAUCGCAUUAUGGAAAAAAAAUUGUGCAUUAGUGUUGAACAAUUGUGUGCCGGUCUCCCGGUAGAGUUUGUGGAAUACAUGCGGUACUGUCGUAACUUGAGAUUUGAUGAAAGACCAGAUUAUUUGUAUUUGGCUCGUCUUUUCAAAGAUCUCAGUAUCAAAUUGGACUACCACAACGACCAUUUAUUCGAUUGGACCAUGUUGCGAUACACAAAGGCAAUGAUCGAAAAGCAACGUGCGUUGGGAGAAUUGCCAAUGCCCGAAGAGCCCAAGGACGAUGAAUCGAAACAAGACUCCUUCAACCGCGUAAAACAACUUGCAAUGCGCAAGUUUUCUACACAUUUCCAUUAUUGCCGGUCCGAGGACAAACAUCAUCCCUCUGCCGACGAGAUCAAGCAGCAAACGGCUCAAAACAACCAGGCAAUCCUAUCCAUCCCUCAAGAUUUGUUGAGCGCCAUUGACAAAGACAUGGACAAUCUUAAGCAGAAUGUUGCUCAGGCUCCGGAAGCCUCUUUGCAACAACAGCAACAGCACCAGCAACAGCAACAGCAACAAGCACUCCAACAGCAGCAAGAACAACUUCAGCAGCAACCGCUACAGUCUCGACAGUUUCAAAACGAAGUGGCUUAUCAAAACCGUGUUCCCGUUGCAGAGCCUCUGCUGCAAACUCAAAAGGAUGCAGAUUACGACGAUCUCAAGCGCACGUUGGAUAUGCUAAACAGCAACGGUACUCCACAGCCCACGUCGUCCCGUAAACCUACCCAGAGCACCACACAGUAUCCGCCUGCUGGCGCCAACAACAACAAUAACACCAAACCUUCAGGUGGUGACAUUUGGCUAUAG
Messenger RNA from Lachancea lanzarotensis, 1518 nucleotides. RefSeq names its product LALA0S05e05996g1_1 (gene HRR25). Bases 1 to 1518 code for a protein of 505 amino acids. Gene Ontology annotation, molecular function: protein serine/threonine kinase activity; ATP binding. The transcript has a single exon. Gene Ontology annotation, biological process: signal transduction; peptidyl-serine phosphorylation; endocytosis. Gene Ontology annotation, cellular component: nucleus; cytoplasm. The record is from RefSeq and is a predicted model, not a curated record. Lineage: Eukaryota; Fungi; Ascomycota; Saccharomycetes; Saccharomycetales; Saccharomycetaceae.